Brettanomyces bruxellensis is the source of this 450-nucleotide messenger RNA. RefSeq lists its product as uncharacterized. Gene Ontology annotation, cellular component: mitochondrion. Bases 1 to 450 code for a protein of 149 amino acids. The record is from RefSeq and is a predicted model, not a curated record. Gene Ontology annotation, molecular function: acyl binding; acyl carrier activity. NCBI's taxonomy places the organism in Eukaryota, Fungi, Ascomycota, Pichiomycetes, Pichiales, Pichiaceae. The transcript has a single exon. Gene Ontology annotation, biological process: fatty acid biosynthetic process.
AUGUUCAGAACAUCUACACUUAGAGCCACAAGGCUUAUUGGAAACAUUGCUAAAAAUGCUAUUUCUAGACAAAACACCAGGUCAUUGGCUGUUUUCGCUUUCAAUUCUGCUCACAGAGGAAAUAAUAACACCCAAAUAGGAAGACAGAAUGCAUUCUGUCGGAAACAGCAACUGAAAUUUUAUAGUGAUGCUCCUCCUCUUACAAGAGAAAUUAUAAAGGGUAGAAUAAUAGAUUUAUUGGAGACAUACGGCAAGACAAAAAAGAACAUUGAAAUCACGGAAAAGUCGUCCUUAUCAAAAGACCUAGGUUUGGACUCUUUUGAUGUCGUUGAAGUGAUUAUGGAGAUUGAAUACGAAUUUUCUAUUAUAAUACCAGAUGAUGAUGCAGAUGACAUCAAAACUGUUGGACAGGCGAUCGAUUACAUUGCUAAACAGCCAGAUGCGUUUUGA